AUGGCCGCCAACUUCUGGGCGUCGUCGCACUCCAAGCAGCUGCUGGACCCGGAGGACGUGGACGUGGUGCCGGCGGCGGACCGGGAGCGGGGCAUCACGACGGAGGAGUUCCGCCUCGUCAAGAUCCACAUGUCCUCCCAUAUAUGGCGGUUGGCGCAGCAGGUGAAAGUUAGACAAAGAGUCAUAGCUACUGCCAUCACUUACUUCAGGCGUGUCUAUACAAGAAAGAGCAUGAGUGAGUAUGACCCUCGUUUGGUAGCCCCGGCUUGUUUAUAUUUAGCAUCAAAGGUAGAGGAGAGCACAGUGCAAGCAAGGCUUCUCGUCUUCUACAUAAAAAAGAUGUGUGCAGGUUCUGAUGAUAAGUACCGAUUUGAAAUUAAGGAUAUUCUUGAAAUGGAAAUGAAGCUCCUGGAAGCGCUUGACUAUUAUUUAGUUGUUUACCAUCCUUAUCGUCCUCUUUUACAUUUAUUGCAGGAUGCUGGCGUAACAGACCUGACACAGUUUGCCUGGGGCCUUGUCAAUGAUACUUACAAAAUGGACCUUAUUCUCGUACAGCCUCCCUAUAUGAUUGCAUUGGCUUGUAUAUACAUUGCCAGUGUUCUUAAAGAUAAGGAUACAACUUCAUGGUUUGAAGAACUUCAUGUUGACAUGAACAUUGUGAAGAAUAUUUCAAUGGAGAUACUGGACUUCUACGAAACCUACAAGGUUGACCCCCAAAGGGGGCUCUCCGACGAAAAGAUCAGCCCGAUAAUGAACAAGCUGCCAGCAAAGGCCUAA
Triticum turgidum subsp. durum (durum wheat) is the source of this 777-nucleotide messenger RNA. Lineage: Eukaryota; Viridiplantae; Streptophyta; Magnoliopsida; Poales; Poaceae. The record is from the annotation of a GenBank genome assembly.